Galdieria sulphuraria is the source of this 4364-nucleotide messenger RNA. RefSeq names its product phospholipid-translocating P-type ATPase. The coding region runs from base 36 to 4301 and encodes 1421 amino acids. Gene Ontology annotation, biological process: phospholipid translocation. The record is from RefSeq and is a predicted model, not a curated record. Lineage: Eukaryota; Rhodophyta; Bangiophyceae; Galdieriales; Galdieriaceae. Gene Ontology annotation, cellular component: plasma membrane. Gene Ontology annotation, molecular function: ATP binding; ATPase-coupled intramembrane lipid carrier activity; magnesium ion binding. The transcript is spliced from 7 exons.
UCCUCCCGUUCCUCAAAUUUUUUCUUAAGCAUUACAUGUCUCGAAUUCUGUUUCGUUCCGAGGAAGACUUGGAGUUUCCUGAGCUUUUGGACGCAGCAGCUGAAGAGUUAGCUGCAGCUUCAGUUGACAGGGAUGCUUCAAGGGGAGCCUUCGAGUACGGAGCAGGAAAAGCAGAACCUCUCGGCCGAACUUUGAACGAAGGUUCUCAAGUGGAUGGUGCUUCGAGUCGUGUCAAAGUCCCAGGUGUUUCUGGGGUUAGACAAGAAACCGUGAAGGAAAGCUAUUGGUCUUCUCCAACAGGACGUGUAGGAACCAAGGCUUUAAAGAGUAUCGAAGAGAAGCUAGUUACACCCGCCAAGAACUUGCUAGAUUUUGGACUUGAACAUCGACGGAAGGAAGCUUUAAAAAAAAGAGAGCGCCUUUUUUCUUCUAUGAGACUGGAUACAGGUGAAGGGUCACCUGUUCGAAUUGUAAACAUUGGCCAAGCCAAUCUUAACUAUCCAAAAAAUUACAUUAGAACAACGAAAUAUACCUUGUUGACUUUCAUUCCAAAAAAUCUCUUCGAACAGUUUAGGAGAUACGUAAAUCUCUAUUUUCUCUUCGUUAUUGUCGUUCAAUUUAUACCCGGAAUAACUCCUUUUGAUACUCCGAAUGGAAUUCCAGUCAGUUCUAUUCUUCCUCUGGCGUUUGUAGUCCUUUUGUCUGCAAUCAAGGAAGCUUUCGAAGACUAUCAUCGUUAUCUAGCGGAUCGCUCUUCGAACAGCACCAAGUAUCAAGUGAUAAGAGAAGGUGAACUGAAAACGGUUCCUUCGUAUGACUUGCGAGUGGGAGAAAUAGUGCGCCUUGGAAAGGAUCAAAUGUGUCCGUCUGAUAUUGUUGCUCUCUUUUCAUCUCAUGAAGACAAUGCUGUCUAUGUCGAGACAAGUAACUUGGAUGGCGAAACAAAUCUUAAGCGUCUUGUUGCGGUGUUGAAUUCUUCCGAAAAUGGUUUACCGCAGGAUCAAGAGAUUAUAAGUAAAACAUCUUCACUUCAUGGUGCAAUUAAAUGUGAGGCUCCCAAUGCAUCUUUGUAUAAGUUUAUUGGACAGUUGGAGUUGUCUCCAGAAACAAGUUAUUCGGCAAUGUAUGUGAUGGAUGGUGCAGAUGGUUCAGGAAGAAUGGUGGACGGACAUAUGAAAACUUCGACUGCGGAUACACCUGUCCAAUCUUCGACAGAAGUUGACGGUUCGCAACGCUUUCCGUUGGACGCAAAGAAUUUGUUAUUAAGAGGUUGUCGUUUGCGAAAUACGGAGUAUACAUAUGGAGUUGUUGUAUAUACUGGGAAGCAGUGUAAAUUAAUGUUGAAUCAGCAACAUCAAAGAGCAAAGUUCUCCCACGUUGAGAAGAAACUGAAUACUUGCAUUCUGAGUAUCUUUUACUUCUUAUUAAUUCUUUGUUUUAUAUGGGCCAUAUGUGCUUCAGCAGUCCAAGACAACUCUGUAUGGUAUUUGACUGGCCUUCCAACUAAUGGAGCUUUGAUAUUUAUUACUCAUUUGGGAACCUUUUUUCUUCUAUUGUACAAUAUGAUCCCAAUAUCAUUGAUCAUCUCUUUGGAGUUGACCCGCUUUUGGCAAAAGUGCUUCAUGGAAUGGGAUCAUGAACUGACAUGCUAUGAUAAUUCUGUGUCUCCUCCGCAACGAAAGCCAAUGUUGGCAAGAACCAGUGCUAUUAAUGAUGAACUUGGUAUUGUACAACAUUUGUUCUCGGAUAAGACGGGCACUUUGACUGAAAAUAUAAUGGAGUUUUCGAAAUGUAGUGUUGGUGGUGAACUCUUUUAUACAAAGCAUAGCAGCUUGGGUGAUCAUCUUGGAGAGUUGGCCUUCACCGAGAAACAAACAGUAGACUCUGGGAUUUAUCGAGGCACCGAUAUAGUUACAAACGAUGGAAGUUCAAACCAAGGCCGAACUUUGGAGACACCCAUAGAGCAUACUUCACCCAUUGUGGAUACGGAUUUUCCUUUCAAGUUAGAAUUUCUUAGAGCAAUGUGCGUAUGUCACACAGUCUCGCCUGAUGUUCCGAACCAAUUUGAAAGUGGUGAAGAGAAGAAGCAUUCUUGGCACCUGAAGAACUUGAAACGAAAUGCGCUACGAUUUUUCAAAAAGACAAAAGCGGACAAAGCAGACAAGUCUUCGAAACCUAGUGAAACAAGUGAAUUGACUGAUGAUAUCGAGAAAAUCGAUUAUGCAGCUCAAUCUCCUGAUGAAGUGGCUCUUGUGAGGGCAGCUCGUGAUUAUGGUUUUCGCUUGAUAAAGAGACAAGGACAACGUCUGCACAUUUUGAAUGAACAUGAAAAAACAGAAGAAAUAUUUCAAGUCUUGGAUAUUGCUGAGUUUGAAUCUUCGCGUAGGAGUAUGUCGUUAAUUGUACGCACGCCGGAAGGAAAGAUAGUUCUUUAUUCAAAGGGAGCGGAAUCUGUAAUGUUUGAUAAAAUGAGAGACGUUUCACUUAGCAUUGAUCGAGGAGAGAUAGCCACUAGUGUUGCUUUUGACCAACGGGACCUGAUUUCUGUCACAAAGAAACAUGUUCAGUCGUUUGCUGAUGAAGGUCUUCGUGUUUUGGUGUUUGGAGCUCGCUUCCUUUCGGAAACAGAAUAUGAGAAUUUUCAUUCGGAGUUGGAAAGUGCGCAGGGAUCGAUGGAUAGUAGCAGGGACUUGAAGAUUGCCCAGGCAUGGGAGCUUGUAGAACAUGACUUAACACUGUUGGGUGCUUCUGCUGUGGAAGAUCGUUUGCAGUACAAAGUUCAAGAGACUGUUUCGUUCCUUCAACAGGCAGGUAUUACCAUUUGGAUGGUUACUGGUGACUUGCGAGAAACUGCUGUGGCCAUUGGAGUUAGUUCGUCAAUUGUUGUAGAUCCACACAAGAUGAUUAGUAUAGAGGGAAACACUUCAGAGCAGGUUAUGCAACAGUUGGAAAUGGCUUUGAAGAGUGAUUUGCUGUUUUCAAGUGGGAGUGGUCUGACAACCACAACAGAUGAGGAGGCUAAUGAAUCAGGAGAUGAACCAACUCCGCUUGCCGGAACACGACAAUUUAAUCAUUCAAAGGGAAAAUGGAAAAGACGAAGGAAUGGUUUCUCUUCAAUUCAUACCACUUCUGACACCUCUAAAAGAUUAAGAGGACCAACUCUUGUCAUCGACGGAACUUCCUUAACGUUAGCUUUAAAGAACAUUCCAGAAACAUUUUUGACUGUUGCCGAACAAUGUGUUUCAGUAAUAUGCUGUAGAGCGACACCAUUGCAAAAGGCAGUAAUUGUACGUUUAGUGAAAACCCAAGGAAGGGUUACAUGUGCAGUAGGCGAUGGAGCGAAUGAUGUUUCCAUGAUUCAGGAAGCAGAUGUGGGAAUUGGUAUCCAAGGACACGAAGGAAUGCAAGCCGUUAUGGCUUCUGACUAUGCGAUUGGGCAAUUCUAUCUUCUUAGUCGGCUUUUAGGAGUCCAUGGAAGAUACAAUUUCAUUCGAGCUGUCAAGUUGAUAUUUUAUUCAUUGUAUAAGAACAUGAUGUUGGUGUUGGUUCAGGCAUGGUUUGCUUUUUUCAACAAAUUCUCAGGCCAAACUAUUAUUGAUUCGUGGAUUUUGCAAUUUUUCAAUCUGUUUAUAACUUCGUUGCCGCCACUUGCACUUGGAACAUUUGAAAAAGACAUUACGGAAACCACAAUCAUGAGACAUCCCUCUGCUUAUCAGGGGCUUAGAGAUUCUGGAUAUUUUUCUGGAAAGAAAAUGUUGUAUUGGAGUGCUUUGGCAAUUUACCAAAGUUUGAUUUGUUUCUUUUGUGCGUAUGGAGCAUAUCAUUCUUCGAAUGGAGUAGAGAGAGCAAUUGGCCAAGUGGGAGGUUUAUGGGACAUGAGCACGAUGAUCUUCACCAACGUUGUGAUUAUCAUUUUAUUAGAAGCCUGUUUGUAUACUCACUAUUGGGUGUGGAUAUCACAUGUUGCCAUUUGGUUAUCAGUCGUUUUCUUUUUUGUUCUUAUGAUUGCUUAUAGUUAUAUUCAACCCAACGACCUCAUUCAACAGGCGAAUAUGUAUGGUGUGGUACGUUGGGCAUUUCAAUCUCCUCCUUAUUGGCUUAGUCUUUUGGCUACCGUCUCACUUGCUAUGCUACCUGACUAUGUCAUUCGUUUUGUAAUGCGACAGUAUGCACCCAAGGAUUAUGAAGUCUUACAGGUCAUUGAACGCAAAGAAAUGAGGGAAGAUAGAAGGAAAGAUGUGUUAGAGAGUGCAGCAAACGUCUUAGGUGGUGCAAGACGGUUCUGGGGUACUUCGAAUUGACCGUUUUACUAGUAUAGUCCUGUGCAACUAUUGCUUGUCUAUAAUAAAAAAUUGGAAAGAGAA